Phyllostomus discolor (pale spear-nosed bat) is the source of this 1356-nucleotide messenger RNA. Its product is annotated as olfactory receptor 51G1. The record is from RefSeq and is a predicted model, not a curated record. Bases 303 to 1247 code for a protein of 314 amino acids. Gene Ontology annotation, biological process: G protein-coupled receptor signaling pathway. Gene Ontology annotation, cellular component: membrane. Gene Ontology annotation, molecular function: olfactory receptor activity; G protein-coupled receptor activity. Lineage: Eukaryota; Metazoa; Chordata; Mammalia; Chiroptera; Phyllostomidae. The transcript has 3 exons.
AGGUUGACAUCCCUUUACCUCAAUAAAUUGGAGCUGCUGGGAGAAUCAAGGGUGCUUGAUAUCAUCUAGUGGUGAAGUCAGCUGACACUUUUUCCAAUCUGGAAAAAUCUGGAGGGAGAAACACAAGAAAAAGGUUCCAUCUGAGAUGACCUCAUUGAACCACUGAGUCCAACACUGGAGGGCAUAGUACCAUAAAGACCCAUUCUGACUCUCUGGAACCAGGAUGCUUAGGUGAGUGAUCUGUCACUCUUCAGGAAUCUUAUUCUAUAUUGAAGGUUGAUGAAGUCCAAGAUUGUAAAGCCAUGACAAUUCUUUAUAAUAGCAGCCUCCAAAAGGCCACUUUCUUCCUGACGGGCUUCCAAGGCCUUGAAGAUCUCCAUGGCUGGAUCUCUAUUCCCUUCUGCUCCAUCUAUUUGACAGUUAUUGUAGGAAACCUCACCAUUCUCCAUGUCAUCCGUACUGAUGCCACCCUCCAUGAACCCAUGUACUAUUUCUUGGCCAUGCUGGCCCUCACAGACUUGGGGCUUUGCUUUUCUACACUACCCACUGUGCUGGGCAUCUUCUGGUUUGAUGCCAGAGAGAUUGGUAUUCCUGCCUGCUUCACUCAGCUCUUCUUCAUCCAUACCUUGUCUCUAGUGGAGUCUUCGAUCUUGUUGUCCAUGUCCAUUGAUCGCUACAUAGCCAUCUGCAACCCCUUGCGUUACUCCACAGUCUUGACACCCGCACGUAUUGUCAAGAUGGGGCUGAGCUCGGUGCUUAGAAGUGCCCUGCUCAUCCUCCCCCUGCCAUUCCUCCUGAAGCGCUUCCAGUACUGCCGCUCCCAUGUGCUGGCCCAUGCCUAUUGUCUGCACCUGGAGAUCAUGAAGCUGGCCUGUUCUAGCAUCAUUGUCAAUCACAUUUACGGGCUCUUUGUUGUAGCCUGCACCGUAGGUGUGGACUCACUGCUUAUCUUCCUCUCCUAUGCCCUUAUCCUCCGUACAGUACUAAGCAUUGCCUCCCGCCAGGAGCGACUUCGGGCCCUCAACACCUGCGUCUCCCAUAUGUGUGCGGUUCUACUCUUCUACAUCCCCAUGAUUGGCUUGUCUCUUGUGCAUCGCUUUGGUGAACAUCUGCCCCACAUUGUUCACCUCUUCAUGUCUUAUGUGUAUCUGCUGGUACCGCCUCUCAUGAACCCCAUUGUCUACAGCAUCAAGACCAAGCAAAUCCGCCAACGCAUUGCUAAGAAGUUUGAAUUUUUUAAACACUGAGGUGUUUUCAAAAGGGUUAAGUUAGGAUAAAGGGAGGAAGUUUGUGGAAUAAGUCUCAUAGAUAAUUUUUGUUUCAGCAAUGCUGUGGCAAAAUGACAAACUCCAGUCA